GCGCGUCGCAAGAACUUGACGAGACCGACUUUGAGACGCGCUACUUUUUCCGUUACAUUAGUUUUCGCUCGUCUACGAUCGCACGAGUGUCAGAAGAAUUCAUCAAUGAUAACUCGCAAUUAAAGCUACCACGCAGCGUCCCGUUAUCGCGGGGUGUGCGCAAGACGAGAGUUAUUGAUUCUCAUUGCGAACGGACGGUGGUAAUUCGACGAGCAUACUCGGAGCACACCUGGUCGCCAAGGUAGGCGACGUGCGUUUCACCUACUUUCGUCAUCGCUGUGAUUUCGAUUGUUUUAAGGACUGUUUAAAGUGCUAGUCUACAUUAAUUCUUAGAAGCCAAGAUGAAGAUCGGAUUGUUGAAGCACUUUAUGCAUUACUUCAACCUGAGGCAGGGUACAAUAGUAAUCGCCAUAUUCCAAAUGUUAACAUCCGGGUUGGGUAUGAUAUUCUUCAUUCUGGGUGUGACGCACGCAUUGGGGAUUCAAGAAAUGUUGGCGAGAGAUACAGAAGAUGCACUCGAAAGGGAGGCCUUGGAGGAGAUAUCAUCGUUUCAUCUCAACAAAGAAAAGUUGGAACUGGCGCAUCACACCGCAACCGAAUUGGAAUACGCGAUGUAUUGCGGUCUCGUCAUCACAGUUAUUCAUUUCAUCUCUAGCGUGUUACUUCUCUAUGGGGCUUUGACGAGCAAUCGUCAUUUUAUGACGCCAUGGAUGAUAGUCAAGAUCACUAUCAUAGCAGCCCUAGCGAUCUCAUUAUUCCUGGUAGAGGAGGAUUGUCCUUUCCUCGCUAGUCUAGGCGGAAAAGCUGAUAUUUGCCAACGCCUAAUCGUCUUUUUCCUGAUAAUCGCGAGCUUUUACGUCUGGUUCGUGGUGUACAGUACUUAUAAAAGCCUCGAGACAAAGAAGGGACUUACGCACGAAGUGCACAUUAUGAAAAAAAAGUACGCAGUACCCGUACCGCUGGAGGUACCAAAAGCGGUUCAGAUUUCGGUGAACAAGCCUUACGAAAUUUAAAAAUAUUAUGAAAUAGCAAUGGAGAAUUUCUUUGUCAAUGUACGUUUUUACGGGGUAAAUUACGAAGAUAAGGAAACGUAAUUUACUUCAUAAAACCGCAAGAUUCAAUUGCGAUCUCAGUGACGUAGAUACAUUUUGAAAAAUCGUGUGCUUUUGGACAAAUUUAGAAAUCUGGAUUUAUUUAGCACCAAUUUAGAGGUGAUUAUAAAAUCGUGAAAUAAAGUACAUCUCGGAAAUGAAAUAAUUAAUUGCAAACUGACGGAAGGUAAUAAAAACAUGUAUCGCACGUAUAGGAUAAAGAAAGUAAAGUUCAAGAAAAUCUGCAAGGAACACGCUUCUUCAUAUUUGAAUAUUUCUCUUUGUUUUGCCUUGUUAUAAUUGCAUAUUUUUUUACGUUCGUGC
Molecule: messenger RNA, 1415 nt
Organism: Atta colombica
Lineage: Eukaryota; Metazoa; Arthropoda; Insecta; Hymenoptera; Formicidae
Exons: 6
Coding region: 342-1013 (223 amino acids)
Source: RefSeq, a predicted model, not a curated record